Babesia bovis T2Bo is the source of this 2864-nucleotide messenger RNA. RefSeq names its product 3'5'-cyclic nucleotide phosphodiesterase family protein. The transcript has a single exon. The record is from RefSeq and is a predicted model, not a curated record. Gene Ontology annotation, biological process: signal transduction. Lineage: Eukaryota; Apicomplexa; Aconoidasida; Piroplasmida; Babesiidae. Gene Ontology annotation, molecular function: 3',5'-cyclic-nucleotide phosphodiesterase activity. Bases 424 to 2829 code for a protein of 801 amino acids.
ACCCAAGUCUGAAUCCCUUCGAUUAGCGUAUAUGCACGUACAGUGCCGCCUGUACGCAGCGGUGACUCCGUUGUGAUCUGCUUGGCCCGGACGUGCGUGCAUCAGGGCACUGAGCACUAUCUCCCAAAUAGGUAAACUUGUAACAGUGUGUUAAUAUUAGAAAUAACGCGUUGCUACUUGUAAAUUUUAAGUCGUAAUACACAUUGCAAAAGUUGGUUUGUGAAAGCAUAGGUCAUGGGCGCCCGCUGUCUAUGGUCGGACCUGGAUGUGACUCUUGUAAAUUAAAGCCAGCAGGUGUAUAUUACAAUACCAUUGGUUGAAGUGUUGAGACCCGUAUGAAUCAUUACAAAGCAGGUGUGUGCGCGCCGGCACGGAUGAUGGCCCUUGGUAUACACACGGGUGGCUACUGACUCGUUCGCCAUAAUGAUGAGUUUUAGAAGAACGCACACCGAUGGUGUAAUGUGGGACAAUACAACGACUUCAUCGCAUAGCGACAUGGGUUUCAAGGGCCCUUUGGAAUUUGAAAAUAUCACCAACCCUGCUACAUUUGACUCUACAGUUCGCGUAGCUGUAGAACGCCUGCCUAGCGCAUGGAGCUCAAUCAAACGGUUGUAUAGACCUAUAUGCUCAUGGAAUCGCUGGUACAGGGAAGAAGUUGGUACUUGUGGCGCGUUUGUCACCCAAGCUCAUGCGCAAACUUUUAAGGACCCUUCUUUAGAACGACUUUAUGCUCUAAAUAUCAAUGAUUUGAUGCUUAGGCCCUUUAUGUGGUCUAACGUCGCAAUGAUGACAUUGAAAAGUUUGACUUGGCUACUGAUAGCUCUAAUGGUGAAUUACAGCGAUCUCGAAGAUGUAGUGUCACCCAUGGUCAUGUAUCUAUUUCACACUGCCGUGGUUACAAGCGUCCUAGUACUGUCACUGCCGUUGGCGCCGACGCUGGGUAUUUUGACCGCUUAUACAGAGAUUUUAUGUUAUGCCUCAUAUACUGUAUUAGUGGUACUUUGGGGGUGUUGGCACCAUCUAGUACAGCACAGCAUGCAUUCAUUCGUUGGUGAGUCAUCGAAGAUGUCCAUUUUGCAGGCAAUGUCCUGGAUAUCGCUUUUCAUAUUUGGUACCGGCUACGUGAUGAUAGUCGCACUAUUCGUACACUCAAGGAUGCGAUGGGCUAUUGGUGUUUAUGCAGUCCACAUAAGUACCCAUGUGCUAGGCACUAUUAUCAACUUGAUUAUUCAACCCAGCUGGAUUGUAUGCCUCAACGCUUCGUUAGAGGUUUUCCUCAUUUGUUGUAUAGUAGCAUUCUGUUACUGGACAGCAUGCCAUUCUGAACUGGAAACAAGACUUCAAUUCCUUUCGUGGACCACGAGAUAUGUGUCAAAUAAUAAAGGUUCUCUGAUAUGGAGAAGUACCGUGCAGUUUGCCAGCGCUGCAGAAAGGCUGUAUUUAGGAGUUCGCGAAUGUAAAACGCUUUUACAGGAUGUGCAUACAGAUAUACAGACAGGGGGUGUGAGUAACCCGGAAUCCAUAGCGAAGCUUAGUGGCGCACUAGAACGCUGUAUAGGACACUUGCAUUCAGGAGAUAAUCUAUACGGCUUGAGUUACGGCGGUGCGGAUGUUGGUAACGAACAGCUAGAAGUUAUCGACGCGUAUCUGUGCUGCUCCAAGGCAAGGUUCAGCACGCAAAAUACCAUAGUACCCCAAAGUGCAAGUACAUCAAUCAACCUGGAAACAAGACCUUCAUUUCCUUUAUCAUUGGGGUCAAUUGAAAUAGCGUCUAUGGAAGUACCGAUCUUUGAUAGCAUAGAUAGGAACGUUUUGCUAACGGAUUGGAAUUUUGAUGUCCUUGAAUAUUUCAAAAAAACGCCAGCAGGAUUCAUGUCCAUUGGAUACACGCUGUUACAGAAAUACCAAGAAGAUUAUGGAAUCGACCGAUCUGUAGUGGUGAAUUUUUUAUACCGCAUAGAAAAUCAGUAUCGCAAUGUGCCAUACCAUAACAAAAUGCAUGGCGCAAUGGUGGCACAAAAGGUAUUGUGCCUAGCCUCAUACACCGGCCUUCUAGAACAUCUGAGUAUAUUGGAUGAAGCGUUGCUUAUGGUAGCAGCCCUGUCUCAUGACGUUGGACAUCCUGGAAGAAAUAACGCAUUUUUCGUUCGAACGCAUCAUCCAGUGGCACAACUCUAUAAUGAUACGUCUGUGUUGGAGAAUUAUCACGCAGCAUCAGCACUUAGGGUACUGUGCACGCCAGGAUGUAAUCUCUUCCCAGACUGUGACUACGAUUACGUUAGGUCACAAAUCAUAGAACAUAUACUCGCAACAGACACUGUGGACCAGUUCCACAUGAUAUCGCAAUUUGUACUGUCAUGCAAACGUGAUGAUUUCACGUUCGAGGAGUACAAUUCCCGCAUACUCACCAGUAAAAUGCUAAUGAAGGCCGCCGACGUUGCGGCGCCAACGAUGCAAUGGGCUAAUAGUCUUGAAUGGGUAUCGAGGUUACUAGGUGAAUUUUAUGCACAAGGAGCGGAGGAAGUGGACUACUGUAUACCAAUAUCGGCGUUGUGCGAUAGGCAGCACCAUGAACAGUCAGCAAAGUCGCAAGCAGCAUUCUUGCGUAUCGUAGUUGCACCCCUAUACGAAGCCAUUGCGUCAUUAGGAUCCCCGGAAAUAGAUGCUAUCAUGGACCAACUUGAAGAAAACGCGGAAAAGUGGAACGAAAUGGACAAAGCAGGUACAAUUAUAGCAUGCAUAGAGUGCGAAGAACCCAAAGCCACAGUAGACAUCUCAUCCCUUAUUGAGCCUCUGUUACCACAGAAACAACCCCUAAAUAAUAUGUAAACUGUUUGUAUACAUCUACAUAUAUUCAAAUUUAC